Molecule: messenger RNA, 2002 nt
Organism: Suillus subalutaceus
Lineage: Eukaryota; Fungi; Basidiomycota; Agaricomycetes; Boletales; Suillaceae
Exons: 2
Coding region: 91-1845 (584 amino acids)
Biological process (GO): lipoprotein biosynthetic process
Cellular component (GO): membrane
Source: RefSeq, a predicted model, not a curated record
CUUGUUCUCAUCGUAUAAAACUUGCCCGCAGCAAUCACGCAGUCUUUCAAGGACUUGCUCAACAACAACCAUCAUCAUCGCCUAUAUACCAUGGGGGACACCGUACAAUCCCUCAUCCUCGCCAAAAACCCCACACUGAUCUUUGGGGUUAGCGAGUUUAUACUCGCAUUGCUAUCUUUGAGCCCUACCCCAACAUUUGUACCGUUGGUACUGCUCCUAACCAUUCUGCGCGUCCAUGGGAUGCGCAUCGCGUACAGAAACACUCGAGUAUUGGAGCUAAUGUGCUCUUGGGUAGCCGUGACGGCGGGCGCUUCAUUAGCGCACUACUCCUCCGCAACAAAUGCACUAUCAAGUUCGUCACAGGCGUUUGCUGCGGUUGCGGUGAUGUCCGCAAUGACAUACGUGUUGGCAAUCUUGCCGUUUUAUGUAGAUAUACAAUUUCAUCGCAAAUUCCCAACCGUCUGGGCUCAGGUCACCUUCCUACCCGUUGUAUGGGCGACGAUGUGGGCUAUCGUAUCUCACCUCUCCCCCAUGGGGAGACUCCUAAAUUGGAGUCCAGUCUCCUCUUCCCAUCCUUUUAAUUGGCUACUACCCUAUACAGGGCCAAUGGGCAUCGACUGGGCCGUCGGUGCCUGUGCGGCUCUGUCUUCGGAAGUCGCAGCUGCUUGGCUAAUGAGCGCCGACAACGAUGAGCAGCCGGUUCACCUGUCUACUUCGUCCGGUGAAGCGCAAUCCAACAGGCGCUCGCGGAGUCUUCUCACUUUAGGAACACUCCUUGUUGCACUCACCCUUCCAUCCCUACAUGUCAGGCUACCCGCUCGAACCGAUACAAUAUUCGAUACUUCGCCGCUGGGUGUUGCCUGCGCCCUCCCACUCGUCCACAAAGGUCAAAAUCCAACUCUCGCCGACUUCAUAAUUGAGACCAAAAAAUUAACUUCGCAGGCCAAGGUAGUUCUGUGGCCUGAAAGUGCGGUAGAGUUCAGUAGUCAGGGGGAGAGGGAAGCCGCGUUCGAAGAGUUGCGCAAGGACAUCCAAAAAUCUGUUAUCGGAGUCGCCUUUGAGGAAUCCGUGCCUCUAGAUCCGUCAAACCCCGGUGGAUCUCGCAAGCGACGCAACGGACUUGCCCUUGUCCAUGAAGGACAGAAGAAAGGCGAGGAAGUUGUUCAGUAUUACAAACGGAACCUCGUUCCGUUUACAGAAUCCUUCUCGGCAAUUCCGUCAACUGACCCUCCGGCUCUAUACAACUUCGAGCUUGGCCCUCCAAAAUGGGCGACGAAACCCGAAUGGUCCUCGACGCCUAAUCAUACCCGCCCGCUUACCAUCACAUCUUCGAUCUGUUUUGAUUUCGCGUUCUCUUCUGCGUUUAGUUCGCUUGACUCUAAACCAGCUUUGAUCCUGGCACCGGCUCGCACAUGGGACUCCACCGUCAGUCUUGCGAUGUGGGAGCAGGCAAAGUCCCGUGCAAACGAAAUUGGGAGCGUGGUGUUGUGGUGUGACGGAGGGGCAACGGGAGUCAGCGGCGUUGGAGGUGGGGGCAUCUCGGAGAUUAUGCAACUUGGCUCCGGAUCGUGGACUCGCAUGAUCGGCUUGCAGUUCCCAUUCAACCAAAGCAAGACAGUCUAUGCCGUGGUUGGAGACUUCGGUGUGCUCGUUUUGUUAAUCGCAAUCAUGAUGGGUGGAAGCUCAGUUGUUCGUCACCUGCCGGCACUUUCCGGUAGCCUCUCCGGUAGCCGUUCUGUCCUGCAAGCAGUGCCGCUCUUGCGGCGUCUCCUCCCUGGUAGACGGAGGGAUCAAGAGAGCCUGAUUGAUGUUACAGUGCCGGGUGAGAGGCAGAGCCUACUGUAAAUGACAACUCGUUUUUUUGUUUGAUUCAGCUUGCCCUGUGUACUUAUAGUUACCAGUGUCUGUCAUUCUGCUUAUCACGAACACAAUUCUUUAUAUCAGCUGUUUGCUUUUCUCACUCGGAUGAAACAAUGAAAAUGAUUGAUGUCUUGGAGCUGAA